GGACUCCCUACCGCAGGGAGCGCGGUCGAAUCACUGAGCGCGCCCCCGUCGGAUCUGCUCUUCCUGCCGUCACACCCUCUGCUCGGUGCUGUGGGUUCACCCCGUAGAGAAGCCGAGGACAGACCGUGCUGCAGUGCGAGCGCAGCGGGGGACUCGGAAGCGGAGAGGAAACACACACACAGACACACAGACACACACAGACACGCACGCACGCACACGCACGCACGCAUCCGCAGCAUUAUUGCAGAAACUUGGUCUAUGGAGAGAUCUGCAGCGACGCAGGCCGACAUGGAAGAGUAUUUGCGGAGGGUGCAGAGCAGACUCGGGACGGAUGCAUUGGAGGAUCCUAUCCAUGCGGUUUUGGGUGGACCGGAGCCAGAUGUUGACACUGUGGCUGCAACACUGUGCAUAGCACUACACCUCAGCCAGAAGGAAGCCUCAGGUGGAGUGUGCGUGCCUGUGCUGUGCCGCCGGCCAUGUGACGCUGCGUUGCCCGGGGAGACGAUAAAGUAUCUGCAGAGGGUAAAAAUUCGUGAGAGCUCGCUGCUGUGGAAAAAGGACGUGGACCUUGUGAAGCUUCAUCACACCGGAAAAUUCUCACUUACACUACUGAGAGAUGGACUGCUGGAUAGCUCCGAGUACCACACCCUGGAGUCCAGCAUCCUGCGCGUGGUCCAUCAAGACAGGCAGCAGGACGCAGGGGAUGAUGGGGCAUCGUCUGCGGUGACGACCGUCGCUGGGGAGAUUCUUCAAGAGGCAGCAGAGCACAUCGGAGCAGCGCUGGGGGAGACUCUCGGAGAGGCCCUGCGGCUGCAGACUGAAGGUUUGUGGGUCAAACAUGGCCGUCGGCCUGCACAACUGGAGGAGCUCAUGAGGUCCUUGGAGCACUGCAGUGACGACACUGCAGACUUGGAGCAGCUGCUGACUGUGGAGCUGAAGGAAUUUUCCGAUGGAGGAAUGACCGUAGCACUCACUUCACUCCCCACAUAUGACGAGGACUGGCAUAGUUAUGUGGACGAGCUGAAGUCAUUCAGCCAUCGCCAUGGCUAUGAUGGUCUGGUCCUUCUGCCGUCUAUCAAUGACACGCUUCAUCAUCCCCGCCAGCAGGUGGCUGUCUACUCAAGCAACACAGAUCUCCUAAACCAGAUCUGCAGUGAGUUGGAAGAAUCUUUCAGCUGGUUUCUUUCUGCCGAACUGGAAGUCAAGGACGAGAUCCAAGUCUACCACAUUCCCAUGAACACCUGCUUAACUCUGAGCAGUCCUCCUCUGCUCACAGAAGAGAUACAGGGCUUCCUCAAGACCUUUGUUGACGGGCGGAGCUCUGUAUUAGCCUGCCACCCCAGCAGGAGGACCUCUUCCACAGAGGGAGUGGCAGGCAGCGUUGAGUUCUCCCAAGGGUCAUCUGGUAUCACUGACAUGGACACCUCUGACGUAGAGAGAGCUGAGGGAGGCAGCGGAGAUGCGGUGCCCGUAGCACGGGUGGUGGCAAAUGGUGAAGAAGACCCCAGAGGUGCAGGAGUUGGUACCUGUGGGGAGCUCGUGAGCCCCGAUAGUGGUCUGACCACCAUCCGCAGCGACCGCUCCUCCAAGGAGAGUUCAGUGUUCCUCAGUGAUGACAGCUCGGCUGGUGAAGUCAUUGCAGGAGGGGGGCCGCCUGCCACCUUCCUGAGAAACCCAUCUCCUCUCGGAUCGACGGCCCUCUGUCCUCCUGCUCCACCUGAGAGGGGGAAGAACUGGCCAGACAGAAACAAGAGUGAAAACUUUGACCUUUUUAGUUUUGACCCACUACAUAGCAGUGAUCACGCCAUAACAAGAGGGGAAUUCGUCAAUUGUGGAGUGAGAGGAGGUGAAGAAGAUCGACAAGCAGGAGGCUCUGGCUUAUCAGAACUUGAGGAGCUGAGCUUGCUGGACUUCUCUACUCCCGAUUCACUGGGCAGGCUGGACAGCAGCAAUUCUCUAAUCGACCACCACGUGAACGACAUGAUGGAAACAGUGGUUCCUCCGACCCCAGUCAACAGUGUGGUAGGUAGUCGUCCGCCCAGCUGUUGUGGGGCAGGGUUCUUUCCAGAAGAUGUGGUUGAGAGGAUCAAUGGCCUGCAGCACAAGGACAGUGUUUCCUCAUCGCUGUCGGAGACCUGGGAUGAGCUCGGCUUUGACACACAAGGGGCAUCGUUGUCAGGUGAUAAUAAUUGCUGGAAUAGGACCAAGGAAUCGGAGAGCCCUGGAAAUGUUGUGGAGGAGGUCAGAGGGAAAGAGUCACCUCAUCAUAUGACGGAGCAAGAAAGCAGAGAAGAGCUCUUCAAGUCAGAGAAUAUCCGCCACAGGGCAAAGACCCUAGAGCCCCAGCUUAGUCUGAUCACUGAGCAAACUAAAGCAUGUGACACCUGGAACCCAGAUUCAAUAUGUAAGGAUCAAUGGAACCCCGCUACAUUGGCUUAUUUGCAAUUGACGCCACCAGAGGAGGACGUAACUGGAAAGUGUACGGCUAGAAUAAAGAAACUGAAAGAAAGAACAACCUCGUUGUCGAGAAAGAGAUCGAUCAUAAACACUUUAACGCCAGACACAUCGAAAGAAGAGGAUGACGGAGAAGAUGGAAAAGAAGGAGACGGACAAAUGGAGCUCCUCGACUUCUGGACAUACUCAGCUCAGAAGGGAUUUCUCAAAUCAGAUAGUGGAACUACCACAUCUUACCCUGAAUCACUGGAUAUGUGGAACACGACAAUCCGAGAUGACAGUCUAUCACCUCUCACAACCCCCGACAACUUGUCCGGGAACUCGGGUUCUUUCUGUGGGCUGAACCUCAAUUUUGAGGCGGGAGCAUCUGUGGAAAGUCCACAAGAAUUCCCUGAUGGUGGAAUGGUGAUGUGGAACACCACCAUCCAGGAAGACAGCUCCUCCGCAUUAACAAGCCCCGAAAGAGCUGAAAACGGAAAAGGGCUUAGUCCAAUGGGAUCAAUGGAUGUAAGUGAUUCUCUUGAGACGCAUGCAAGCAAACCGGUAGAGGACGAAAAGCCCGUAGGAGAGGAGAUAGGUAUGAACAAAGUACAUGAAAAGACGCCUCCAGAAGCAGGGUGGGGAGGUUAUGAGCACCACGUGAGAAUCGUCAUAGACGCGGCAGAGGGUCGCACACAUGGCGAAGAAAUGGUUGACGACGACAUCCAGAGUUUUCAAAGCCAACGGUCCGUCUUGCAGAACUUGGCGUCUGACCAUUUAGAAGAGGAGAACCUCCCAUACCUGGGCACCGACAUGGGGGGCCUACCGGUUCCCGGCAUGGUCGCCUCUACUUCGGAAUAUGACAAUGUAGGAGCUGGUACUUGGAGUCUGACAUCCUCCCCUGAGACGUAUGCUUGCCCGGUAGCACACAUGAUUCAGCUAGAGGAGCAGUUUAGCCCUUUUUUCGCUCUGACAAAACCAAUUCAGAUAGACAAGGAUCACGAUCAAUACCAGGGGGGUGAUCCUCUGGAAAAGACUGAAGACAAAGAAGUCAUUUUAGAUAAAGAACAGCCAACCAACCAGAUGUUCCUAUUUGAUGGAAGUAGUGAGGUGGGUCACAUGAUCACCGGUGGCGCAAGUUCAAUUGAGAGAAAUUACAAUAAGAAAGGUGAAGAGCAUUCAGAGGAAGCUGAUUGGACAGAGCAACUCAGUGAUCAUUCACCAUUUGUUCUGGUGGACUGCUCUCCUGUCACUCGGACCUCUUCAGCCAAUCAUGGUUCAAGUCUACGAGCAGCUGGUGAGACUGAAAUCCAGCCGGACCAAUCGUUAUCCCCAAGCCCCAUUGAGUGGGGUGACCCCGUCUCCAAUGAGCCUGUCCUGCCGUUGACAGGGGCGCAGAAUGAAGAUGUGCCUGUUCCUGAAGGCCAAGCUGGUCCCGGCGAUGAAAGAACUAGAAAUGCGCUCUGCAAAACCUCAGAAACAAUGUCUCACAACUCCAGCUCCGGAGGGGACAGAGACACGCUGAAGAUCAGCCCCGACAGCCUUCAGCCAGCCAGUCGAGACGAACUCAGGUCCAAUUCUGAUGGAGAUUCAUCCUCAGGCCUGGAAAUGGAUUACAUCAUUGUGUCUGGCACAGUAAAAGAAACGGAGAGGGAGCGGCACGGUCGGCCCAAACAGGCUGACAGGGCUUCAAAAGCUACGAGAAAGUCCAUGGAGACGCUUAGCAUGCUUUCCUGCGCUGCCACGGUGCUGCAAAGCCAGGCCCGGGCAGAAGAUAGAGAGCGCCAUGGCAGCACAGAAAGCAAGCAAAACCAAAUCAUCAGAUGUUCUGACAGCACACAAAGCAACGUUACAGAGCAGAGUCAAGCUGUUCCAUGCACUCAUCUCCAAUCCAAAAAUAACUACGAAACUUUUCAACAGUCACAUUCAAGCCCAACAGGUGGCAGUCAAACACAGGUGAACGAAGUCAACCUUGAGGAUGAAUCAAACACUGUGGCCAGAAGUGUGUCUCCAUCCUUAAGAUAUCCGUCAGAUCAUUUCCUGAAAACCAGAGAGGAAGUUUAUGUCCAUUCACAAAUCUCGAUGGAAGAUUCAGACGAGGGUGGCCAAUCGCCCUCGGCGCCUGCGCCAUGCCCAACCUCUUUGGGUGACCUUCGGGUUUGGGAGGUUCAGUUAGCGAGUCAGAAGGCGCCGAUGACAUCUGAACCACAGUCACCUGUACUCACCCACAGCUCGGCCUCCCACACAAGCUCCUUCAUUGGCACCCCAUUAAGUGAUUCUGUUAUUUCUGCUGACAGAGAACUUGGAUUGCCGUUUUCAGGAGAUUUGAUGGAAGAAAAGAACGAUGAGGAAGAGCUUGAGGAGGGAACUGAUUUAGAGCGCACUUCCCAUUCAAAAUGGACUUCAGAAAUACAAAGAGACGGGGAGGAAAGGCAGCAGUUAGGAUCCUCUGAUCUUCUAAGUUUCACUGAGCAACUGACGGAAGAUUCUUCAUUUCAACAACACAAUUUACAUUUACAAAUACUUGGGCCAAAGUGGGAUGGAUACUUACAGAAUACAGGGGAUUACUAUUAUGGACAACCUAUAAUGGCUGCUGGUUAUGAUAAAUGGUCGACUGAACAACAGAUUGGGGGCCAUCAGUCUUCACAAGACAGCUAUUCAACCCUCUUAAGUAGACAUUCCCAACAGGGAGACGGUGCAGCGAGGAUGAUGAUGAUGAAGAUGCCCCCCAGUGAGGAAGCUGCUGAGAAGAUUGAUAACAUAGAAGACCCACCAUCCUCUGCGGAUCUGUCAGGCGGAUCCAACCAAAGGAGAAAGUUGGCAGCUCCACCAAUGAAUGUGUCACUGGACCGCAGCGAGGGGUCUCUCAUCUCAGAAGAUGCCCUGGAAUCAGAAGAUGGGGCGGAUACUGGUGAUGACCUGGAUGACAGCGUAGAUGAGCUGGACACACCUGACGAGGGAGAUUUAUUGGACUUCAACCAACACGGGGAGUCAGAAAAGUCUAAUUUGGGAGGAGGAGCAGCAUCAGGAGACGCCGUCGCAGGACACAGAGCAGCUGAGGAGCGCAGAGAAGACAAGCUGUGGAGAAGUGUGGUGAUUGGAGAGCAGGAGCAUCGCAUUGACAUGAAGUGCAUUGAGUCCUACAAAAGGGUCAUUUCUCAUGGAGGUUAUUAUGCUGAACAGAAUGCCAUCAUCGUGUUUGCAGCAUGCUUCCUACCAGACAGCAACUGUGACAAUUACAAUUAUGUAAUGGAAAACCUUUUUCUUUAUGUGAUUAGUACGCUGGAACUGAUGGUGGCAGAAGACUACAUGAUUGUUUACCUGAAUGGCGCCACACCUCGCAGGAGAAUGCCUGGCUUUACCUGGAUGAAAAAAUGCUACCAAAUGAUAGACAGAAGACUGAAGAAAAAUCUGAAGAUGUUCAUCAUUGUCCAUCCCUCUUGGUUCAUCCGGACUUUGCUAGGAAUCACCAGACCCUUCAUAAGCUCAAAGUUCAGUAGUAAGAUCAAGUACGUGAACAGCCUGCAGGAGCUUGGAGAAACCAUCCCAAUGGAGUUUGUGCACAUUCCCACCAGCAUUGUAAAGUAUGACGAGGAGAGGGGUAUACACAAAUUUGCAUGUAUGAGAUUGGAUACAGAAUUGCAAGAUUCUUCAAUUCAAAUAACCUGACAGGGGAGAUAUUAUCUCUCAGCUAACUGAAGAGGGACGGAGGGCGUGGUUCUAAAGUGCUGAUACGCUAAGAGAAACUCAUUUCAUUACAUUGACAUUAAACAGAUACAACUUGAGAUUUUCCCAGGCCGAUAUGCAAACUAACUCUGAGGCUCACUGAACUCUCUCGUGCUGCUCUGCCUGCCUCACGGAGGGUUUUCUCAACAUGCUCAUUUUAGCAUUUCAUUUCAACAGUGGUAAUGUUUUCCAAAACUGUCUGUGACAGGAAGAAACCCUGAAAUAACUUUUACUCUUACAAAGCCACUGUGUCUGCUGGAAUGAAUGUUGAUUGAAAGGUAAUUGAUGAAGACAGUAGAAUGAAGAGAUAAUUAUAUAUCUAACUCACCUCAGAUGAAACUGACUUAGUGAUAUUAUUUCAGAGUAAACCAUAUUCAAAGGAACUACAGUCAAUAAACCGUAUACAUCCAAAUGCAGGCCUGAUGAAUAUUGAUUUUUGGUUAACAGUAUAAAUUGAAUGUCAAUAGACAUAUUGCAUGUCCCAGUCAUGAAAUAUGUCUUAACUUCUGCAGAGGCAUGAAUAUUAUGACUGCUGUUUUAAUUUCUCAUACCUUUUAUUAUUUUCAUUGGAAAGCUUUCUGCUUUAAAUAUUUGAUUCUAAUGCCUUGAUGACAAGAUCAUUUUUCUCAUAUUCUUUCUCUCGCUCAGAGCCGACAGGAGGGGAAACUCUUUGGUUUGACUGUUCCAAGAAACCUGGCCGCUGCCUCUUCUCUCCACGUAUUAUGCCUAGAACAAUGGGGACCUGCAGGUAUAGUUUACACAGGUCAAAAGAGCUGUAAAAAGAAGUGUCCUGGUGCGUUCCAAGUUAACUAGUAGCAUAUACAGAAUAUGGUGGUACAGUGAGAUAUUACACUGGAUGGUGCGUUGAUUCUAACUUGCAUUGUGAAUGUAUCUCGGUCAAUGUAAGUGGUGGCAUCAAGUAUUACAUACAUGCAUUUGGGUUGAUUGCAUUACAUUCAAAUAUUCCGUAUUAUCUGAAUAUAAACCAGACUGCAGCAUGAGGUGUACGGCUCAUGGUUGUUACACUCACAACUAGCAAUGGUUUCUAAAGGAAAAUGCUGUGGUUCAAAACAUUAGGAAGUUGCCAGUUAAUUGAGGGAAGUACAAACCUGAGGGGGCUCAGCAUAAUACUGUAUUUACAGUUCAGAGACCACCACUGUGCGGAAGGUUAGAUGCUUUACCCUGUAUUACUGUACAUUACAAAGCACUUGAUAAAUGUUCCCAAUUCUGUUAUUUUUUGUAUUCUUUUACUUAAUCUUUACUGUUGACCGGGUCAAAACAGGACUUUGCAGUGAGACUGCUGCUUAAGUAGAGCAGGUAAUAGAACACCUGUGCUGGUGAUUAGUCAAUACUCAGGUGAGGGUGCCACAGAGAUCUUGUAUUAUUCUACACACUAGGCAUUUGCCAUGUUAACCUUUUGUAACCCGUGAUGAUCAUACGUGUGGCUCAAGACUCUUUCCACUAAUAACCAAACACAUGCAAACUUAAGUUAUAUUACAGCCCAUUUGCUAACAAAUAAAUAUGUCUUACUGUACUCUCAACAGAUAUAAAUGUAAAAGGAUACUGAUUGUUUUACUGUGAAUAUUUUUUCAUCUGCUCCUGAUGGUGUGGGUGGCCCAUGUCAGUGUGUUGAAUGUUUGGCUGUAACCUUCAGACUGUUUGUCACUGUGAAAAGGGUUGCAACAUCAGAUCAUAAAGCAAAAAAGCAGGUCUUUGAGGAUGUUCCUGAGAGCUCAACUCGCUGAAAGAAAACACAUGCAACAUGAAAAAAGACAAGAUAAUACAGAAACGCACGAUAUUUAUGGAAAAUAAUGCAAAGAAGGAAACCGGCUGCAAACUGUGAGAACUUUGCAUUUGCUUGCGUUGUGUCCAUUUGCAUGUUUUUGCCUAUUUUACAGAUGUUGGUGACCCAGGGCCACCAGAGUUAUCAGUAGCUGCAGUAAUGUGCUGCAUGCUCUCACUUGCUACAAUAGUCUGAUCCUGUUAACCGCCUACAAGCAAAGUUGUGUGGUGAUGUCAUUUUAGUCAUAGUUCUUCUCUUGAUUGCUUGUCUGAGAGAUAGAUUGGGCCUUAACUGCUAGAGAGGUGCAGCACAGAGAGGGCUUUGAUUUAAAUGCAUCCGCUUUUAUUAGUUCUUCUUAUUUGUACAUUUGUUGUGAAAUCAUUAAAGAUGUGCUCCUCCUCA
Molecule: messenger RNA, 8344 nt
Organism: Pungitius pungitius (ninespine stickleback)
Lineage: Eukaryota; Metazoa; Chordata; Actinopteri; Perciformes; Gasterosteidae
Product: protein prune homolog 2-like
Exons: 19
Coding region: 259-6102 (1947 amino acids)
Cellular component (GO): cytoplasm
Source: RefSeq, a predicted model, not a curated record